Molecule: messenger RNA, 998 nt
Organism: Athalia rosae (coleseed sawfly)
Lineage: Eukaryota; Metazoa; Arthropoda; Insecta; Hymenoptera; Athaliidae
Exons: 2
Coding region: 90-737 (215 amino acids)
Source: RefSeq, a predicted model, not a curated record
UUCGUUUGACGCACCCUCGUGUACUUGCAUGGGUCAACAGAAACAUACUAGAAGGGAGAUUCGAUCUCCGAGCCGGUAUAGCCGGAGUGAUGAGAGAUAAGGAAGUCCACGACGAGCGACAUACUUUGCGGAAACCCUAUGAAAAGUUGACGGAAGGGACGAUAACCUCGGAUCCGAAAUCCCUCUCUCCGACACCGAACGCAAGUGUGGAACCCCCGACGACCUUUCUCAAGGUUCUGUUACGCGACGUACAGUUUUCCCUCGCUACUGGCGGCACCGCGAUCGAAUUCGCAAGUGUGACCUUGACGACUUUUUGGGAAAUUUGUGAAUCGGUUGAAACGGAAACGGGAUUCGAAGCGCUGCAGUCCGUCACGAUGACCAGUCUGGGAACCUUUCCAAUGUCCGAACGAUCCUUGCCUCGUAAUACGGAAGGGUUGGAGUCCACACGUCUUGAGCAGGGUUUGAAUACCGGAUACAUUCGGAGCGGUGGUGGUAACGAGCUUUUGCAUCGAGUAGGACCGUGGACAUAUUUAUGUGCAGCGCACGCCGAAGGUCAACCAGAAAAUUACUCCACUCUGCGGGCUUUCAUCGACAAGGUCACCGCCGCUAAUCGAUCGGGCGGAUCAAGGGGCGUUGAUUUUCCCGGGGUGAGCUGCGUUCACUUCAAAGAUAUUUUGAUCAGAGGUCCCGUAUCGCCAGGAAAUGAUUCGGGGAAUUCCGUCGAUGAAAGAGAAUAGAGAGAGAGAGAGAGAAAAUUAACUACUCUAGUUCGACGAUCGGACGAACAUCCGAUAAAGCGAUCGACGGCGAUGAUUUUAUCGUUUAAUUGCGGUUUUCUAUUUGAAUAUCCAACUGCAACAGUUUUUCAUCUUCGAAUAUUGCGCGAAGCGAAACUACGACGCUUGAGUGGAUUUUCUAUCUUUAUUUCUGUAAAAUCUUGGCGCGAAUUCGUCGCGCCGUACAAAUGUAAUAUUGAGACAGUGCCAAAUAUCUGAUUA